AUUUCCAUAUCACAUUACUGGAGAGAGUCUUCGCAUUGAACAUUGGUCGUUUGCCGUGAAUACAGGUAGAGCCGUUGCAGAACUGAUAGCCAAAAACCGACUUGUACCAUUUAAAAGAAUUCCAUACUUUUGGAGCGCCCAAUAUGGUAAAAGUUUAAGAUAUGCUGGUUAUGCAAGCAGCUACGAUGAUGUGAUUGUGCAUGGAAGCUUGGAAGAAUUGAAAUUUGCGGUCUACUAUUCUCGUGGUGAUAAAGUUUUGGCAGUUGCCACAUUGGGAAAAGAUCCGGUAGCAUCCCAUUGUGCUGAAUUGUUAAGGCUCGGCCUACUUCCAAGUGCCACAGAAAUUCGAGCUGGCAAG
Molecule: messenger RNA, 358 nt
Organism: Acaulospora morrowiae
Lineage: Eukaryota; Fungi; Glomeromycota; Glomeromycetes; Diversisporales; Acaulosporaceae
Source: the annotation of a GenBank genome assembly